AUGGACGCGGGCGUCGGUGUUUUCGGGAACAAAGCGGGCAUGACCCAGCUCUUCAUGGACGACGGCCUGUGCGUGCCCGUGACGGUCAUCGCCGUGCAGGCGGGCAACGUCGUGACUCAGGUGAAAACCGAGGGCACCGACGGCUACAACGCCGUCCAGGUCGGAUACGACCAGGUCGCGGACUACAAAAUCACCAAGCCGGAGGUGGGCCACUGCGCGAAGGCUGGCGUCCCUCCCAUGCGUCACCUCGAGGAAUUUCGCCUGAAGGAGGCGAGCGAUCACGCCCCGGGUCAGCAGCUCAAGCCGUCGGAGAUGUUCAAGGAGGGCGACGUCGUGGACGUUCGCGGCACGAGCAUCGGUAAGGGAUGGCAGGGUGCGGUGAAGAAGUACGGCUUCUCCCGAGGUCUCAUGACGCACGGGUCGAAGUCUCACCGCCAACACGGAAGCGUCGGCGCGGGGACGUCGCCCGGGCGCAUCUUUCCGGGGAAGAAGAUGCACUCGCAGAUGGGUAACGAGACCGUCACGGCGAGGAAGCUCAAGGUCAUGCGCGUCGAGGACGACUGCAUCAUCGUGAAGGGGUCCGUGCCGGGGAAGAGGGGCAACCUCCUGCGCGUCGCCCCGGCGAAGAUCGUCGGGAAGACCUGCUAA
This is a messenger RNA of Micromonas pusilla CCMP1545, 648 nucleotides long. RefSeq lists its product as uncharacterized. The transcript is spliced from 2 exons. Gene Ontology annotation, molecular function: structural constituent of ribosome. The coding region runs from base 1 to 648 and encodes 215 amino acids. The record is from RefSeq and is a predicted model, not a curated record. Gene Ontology annotation, cellular component: ribosome. Gene Ontology annotation, biological process: translation. NCBI's taxonomy places the organism in Eukaryota, Viridiplantae, Chlorophyta, Mamiellophyceae, Mamiellales, Mamiellaceae.